AGUUUGGUCAGUGCAUUGCUUAAAGAUUAAGUUUGAAACAUAUAGGAAGUUAAUCAUCAUGAUCGCAAACAAUAUAAUCUUAAUUCUCACGUGCGUUAAAAUUGUCUUGUUGAUGGUCAAAUCUGAAUCAAGCUAUAUCUGCACCACAUUGAUCAAAGGCCUAAAAAUAAUUGUCUACACACUGAUAAUGAUGCAUUGAGAUUUUAAAAAGACCUGUGAAAACGAAACUGUAGAUAUGGUUUGAUGUAAUCUCUGAACAUUUAAAUGCAAACGUUACUUUGGUUAUUGCUAUCAUAUCCAAAUCACCAAAUUAUUCCUCACGUCUGGCAACGUAAAGAAAGACAUUAAUUUUCUGUCAUGGUCUUUUUAAAAGAUAGGUAUUUUUGUGUAGAAAUCGUGGCCGCAGAAUGGAAACAACAGAACUCAAAUUUCAGAAAAACAGCAGGAACCAAGUAUGAAGAUCUGGCGCGAGGGGACCAAAUAUGCGGUUGCACAAUGGAUAGCAGCAUGGACAGCACAAGAAGUGUGAGAAGAACUAAAGAGGAGAAAAAACUGCUUCGAAGGCAGAUUAAAGCCAGUCACACAUUAUUGAAACACGAGGGCAUAAGCACAGCGUCACAUCCCACAAAGCAUCUGGUGGUGUCUAAUGGAGGUUUGGGGAAUGGAGUGAGCAGAGAGUCACUGCUGGAGGUUCUUAAAGAGGGGGGUACUGUCGAGUCUCUCCUCACCCCUCCAGCGAAACCAUACGCGUUUGUAACGUAUUCUUCAACCGAAGCAGGCCAGAACGCAUAUACACUCCUCAAUGGACGAGUGCUGCAGUGUCACGAUCAAAGCGUGGCGCUUUAUUUCAGCUAUGUUGAGAAAGUGGACAGUGACAGGAGCGUGUCCAGUGCUUUGCCUCCUGGUCUGUCUGUGUUGGAGGAUUUUGUGUCUCCAGAGGAGGAGCUGCAGCUGCUUCAGGCUGUUGAUUGGACGCCACAUACUGAUGAUGUCACAGUGCAGAAAGCUUUGAAACACAGAAGAGUGAAGCAUUAUGGGUAUGAGUUUCGGUACGAUAAUAACAACGUUGACAAAGACAAGCCCUUACCAGGUGGCCUGCCGGCAGAAUGUGAUGCUUUAUUACAAAGAUGUUUGGCUGAUGGCCACAUAAGUGUCCUUCCAGACCAGCUCACUGUAAACCAAUACCAAAGUGGACAAGGGAUUCCCCCUCAUGUGGACACUCACUCUGCUUUUGAGGAUCCCAUCCUUUCCUUGAGUCUCGGAGCAAAGACAGUAAUGGACUUUAAACAUCCUGACGGUCGUUCUGUCGCUGUGGUGCUGCCAGAGCGGAGUCUGCUAGUAAUGAAAGGAGAGAGCCGUUAUCUGUGGACUCACGGCAUAACGCCUCGGAAAUUUGAUGUGGUACCGGUGUCAGAGGUUGAAGGGUCAGGGGUCAUGACCUCUGACUUGAGUAAUCUGACCCUGAGCCGUCGUGGUACCAGGACAUCUCUGACGUUCCGCAAAAUCAGACAUAUACCAUGCAACUGUGCCUAUCCAUCUGUAUGUGAUAGCCAGCAGCCGCCUUCUCCACCGACUGUGCCUGUUGCUGAAGGCGAUGCGUGUUAUUUGGAGGAGCAGUAUGUUCAUCAGGUCUAUGAAGAGAUUUCCUCCCACUUCAGCAGCACACGACACUCACCGUGGCCCCACGUGCGAGAUUUUCUACUGUCGCUGCCGCCUGGAAGUGUUCUGGCAGACAUUGGAUGCGGCAAUGGCAAAUACCUGGGCAUCAACCCUGAAGUUAUAUCAGUGGGCUGUGACCGCAGUGCUAAUCUAGUGCAGAUCUGCGUUGAGCGGGGUUAUGAGGCAUUGGUGUCAGAUGCGCUGUCUGUCCCCCUGCGCAGUGGCAGCUGUGAUGCCUGCAUCUCUAUUGCAGUCAUACAUCAUUUCUCAACACAGGAGAGAAGACAGGCUGCUGUCAGAGAGCUGGUUCGGUUGUUAAAGGUGGGAGGAAGAGCUCUGAUCUACGUUUGGGCCAUGGAGCAGGAAUACAACAAGCAGAAAUCAAAAUAUCUGAAAGAAAGAACAACUGGAGCUAGUGUGGAGAGAAGCGGUGAGCUUAAAACAGAAGAGAACAUGUUCAACCAACAGGAGGAGCAUGAUAGGAAAAUUAGAUCAGACAUGAAAUGCACAGAGGAGCAGAAUGUGACACAGCCCAGAAUCCACAUCCACACUAACCGCACAGCUUUCCUCUCCCAAGACCUCCUGGUGCCAUGGCACUUCAAAUGUAAUGCGGAUAAGAACAAGGGAGCACGGAGUGGAAGCACAAAGGGCCCCUUGGAGAACACGAGUGAGGGGCCUGUAUUUCACCGCUAUUAUCAUGUCUUCCAGCAGGGAGAGCUAGAAGAGAUGUGCUGUUGUGUGACAGGUGUUAAAGUGCUUAGGAGCUACCAUGAUCAGGGUAACUGGUGUGUGGAACUGGAGAAGACACAUUGUAACUCUUCAUAGAAUAAUAUUCCACAGAAAAAAUCAAUUCUAGGUUAUUGAAUAAAUGCAAUUUUUAAAAUAAAAUGUUCAUGCAUGCAGUGACAGCUAAUAAAACACUGAAGAAUCAUUA
This is a messenger RNA of Cyprinus carpio (common carp), 2593 nucleotides long. RefSeq names its product alkB homolog 8, tRNA methyltransferase (gene alkbh8). Gene Ontology annotation, biological process: tRNA wobble uridine modification. Gene Ontology annotation, molecular function: tRNA binding; S-adenosylmethionine-dependent methyltransferase activity; 2-oxoglutarate-dependent dioxygenase activity. The record is from RefSeq and is a predicted model, not a curated record. Gene Ontology annotation, cellular component: cytoplasm; nucleus. NCBI's taxonomy places the organism in Eukaryota, Metazoa, Chordata, Actinopteri, Cypriniformes, Cyprinidae.